Exophiala oligosperma is the source of this 3412-nucleotide messenger RNA. RefSeq lists its product as uncharacterized. NCBI's taxonomy places the organism in Eukaryota, Fungi, Ascomycota, Eurotiomycetes, Chaetothyriales, Herpotrichiellaceae. Gene Ontology annotation, cellular component: cytosolic [4Fe-4S] assembly targeting complex. The transcript is spliced from 4 exons. The coding region runs from base 81 to 3242 and encodes 1053 amino acids. The record is from RefSeq and is a predicted model, not a curated record. Gene Ontology annotation, biological process: iron-sulfur cluster assembly.
GCCGUCGAUGGAAGUGCACACUCCCAAACUCCCGACCUAGGAUAUUCGAUCCACGACUCCCGGAAGAGCCACCAUGUGUCAUGGCUCUAUCAGAUGCACGGGACUACGUGCUAGCCGUAGAACACAACAAACAGGAAGCUGCUGAGAUCGCAAAGUCGGCCGCUCAAAAACUUGAGAGCCGGCAGACUACCCUAAUCGAAGUGGUUCAGUCUUUGGGUGAAUAUAUCAACGAUGACGAUGAGAAAAUCCGUGGCCGAGCCGUCUCCUUUUUGGUCGCCGUCAUCUCGUCCUUGCCUCCGAAAUACCUCUCCCGCCAGCAGAUCCUAGUCCUGUGCAAAUUUUUGUGUGAUCGAAUUGAAGAUGGAGGGGCCGUCAACGGACUCUCGCAACUACGGAGCCUUGACAGAUUUACAAAUGAUAUGGCGCAAACAGUUAUGAGAGCGAUCUUCGAGCAUUUUUCGGAUUUGCAAUCUCUCAACCAGGCCGGGAGAUAUAAAGUCCUCCAGCUGGUCAACGAGCUUCUCGAGCAUCAUCGAAAAGCUAUCAGAGAUAUGGGCGAAGAAUCUCUCACAGGCAUCGUCGAGUUGGUGGCAGGUGAAAAGGAUCCUCGUAAUCUCAUGCUAAUAUUCUCGAUGCUGAGAGUCCUAAUGAUGGAAUGGGAUAUCACCAACCACGUCGAAGUCAUGUUUGACUCUGUCUACGCCUACUUCCCUAUCACAUUCAGGCCGCCUCCCAAUGACCCUUACGGGAUCACAGCUCAGGAUCUGAAAGACAGGCUGAGAGACUGCCUGUCUUCUACUGGUGCGCUGGCUCCUCAUACCUUUCCGAAUAUGCUGGAUCGAUUAGACUCUACAUCCAAUACUGUCAAGAAGGACGUCCUCCAGACACUUGUCGCCUGUUCAGAACACUACGAUGCCUCUACUAUGAGUCAAUAUUCUAUCACUCUCUGGGAUGCUGUCAAAUUCGAAGUUUUACAGGCCCAAGAACCCGAGCUUGCCUCAGAAGCCUUAAAGGUCUUGGAAGGAAUUGCUGCAUGCCUGUCCUCAGCACCGGCGCACAACACGUCGAGCUCACCAUUACUGCAAUAUUUGAAGCCCGUGAACAAAGAGUGUUUGGAACAUCUUCAGGAGCCCGCAUCACGGCAGGCGAAGGCUUCCGGAGAUAUAGUUAAAGCUGUAGCGUCUGCUUCAGUGCAAUCAUUCGAGAUUGUAAUCAAGGCCGUCGGACCAACCCUGUUCACCCUUUACCAAUCAGCACAGGGUUUGGUGCAACAGCGAGCUGUGUUGGACGUCGCUAAUCAAAUAUUUGAAGCCUCAAUCGAAGUUUAUGGAUCAUGGACAAAACCAAGCCAGAAAAAUCCGGAAGGGCGAGAGAAUCCGAUACGAGAACUGAAGGACAAGUUUGUUGCCAUUUACAGCCAAGCAUUGAUGGGAACUGUGAAGGAAGAGGUUUCCUUUCGUCUGACAGCUGCAAAUGGCUUGCUACUGGUGUCCAAGAUGAACUCGAUGCUCGCAGAUGACGAGAUUGGACUAUUUAUCCAAUAUUUUGAUGAUAUUGUCCUGACUGAAGAAUCUUACGGGCGCGAUGAACUGAAAAAGAAGGCUAUGAAUGCAUUGGCCGAAAUAUCACAGUUCAAACCUGGACUUAUCUCGGAUAUCACCUAUCCUGCUUUUCUGGCCCGCUUGCCAGACUCAGAGGAAGACGUUAUGACAAGCAAUUACAACUCUGUGCUCGAAGGCUUGGCUGAGAUCAGCGUUGAAAGAGAGCUUCUGCGGACAUUGAUGCGGCGUCUUCUCAGCAAAUUAGACAAUCUGUUUAACUCUAGUGGCCGUGUCUCCUACCCCUACACUUGCGCUAUUUUGGCAACCAUAUUGUACGUCCUUGAUCGAGCAGUUUCGGCAGCAAAGACAGAUUUGAGCGACUACUAUGAAAGGGUGGUCGUGAACUUGUCUAGGACAGCUUCGCAGACAACAACAGGGCCCCUCACUAAUGAAGUCGUACUGGAUCUGCUUGGGCGACUCAUCAACUUGAUCAUUCGAAACAGCACAGCUGAGCAAAUUAGUAGGGCAGCGGUAAAUGUUUAUCUGCUCUACAGAGGAUCCCCCUUCAUCGAAUCACCAGAAGGACUCUCAAGUCUCUUGCAGCCGCCUUCUGUCGCCCUUCUUUCUACAUGGGUCCUAGCAGCUUUACCAAAGAACAUACAGUCUCCAUUGCUAACCAGAGAACGGUUGCCACAUGUCAUCGAGAAUGUCAUACAGUUCGCAAUGACAACCUCGAAUCGUGCGGUUACACAAAGCUGCCUGCUGCAGGUGGCCUUGCUUGUAAAUAAACACUUCGAUUCUGCCUCCUUAAGUUUCGUUGAUGAGUUACUCGCAAGAACCCUAUCAGCAUUGAAGGACCACCCCAUGGAUGAGAACGACACUUCCGACUUCAACAUCCGCCUAUCCUUCUUCUUGACGAAGGCCCUGGUACUCAGACUCGCGCCGAGAACGAACUACUAUCUCACGAAUCUAGUCGAAUUGCUCGAUCAACAACAAUAUCCUGGCGAGGUCUCACGAAAAGCUGCAAUGGGAUUUGUCACCAUCUUGUCUCCGGAUGAUGUGCUGUCCAAGCAGAACGGAGCGCAAAUUCGGCUUCUUGCGCCACAACGUGUAUUCCAGAUCCUGGUGCCACUCAUUUCGGACAAGUUUCGAAACUCACAAUCUCCGACAGAAAAAGAGAAUUACCUUGUAGCCCUCAGUGGCGUUCUAUCGAACGUGCCAUCGGAGAUUGUGAUGCCAGAACUUCCCACCUUGUUACCGCUGCUGCUUCAAUCCUUGGAUCUAAACGAUCAAAUGGUCAAGGUGGCCACUUUGGAAGCAUGUGCUAUUGUAAUCUCCAACAACCCUUCUGCGCUGGAAGAGAGCGGGCAUAUCCCAGCGCUCGUGAAGCGGUUGAUCGGUGUUGCAGCCUCACAGAAGGCAGAAUUCGACCCAAAGCCUACAAAGGGAGUCGCAACAGCGGGGACGCAGAUCAAUCUGCCCAACACGCGGCGGCUUGCAACCCGCUGUCUGACUUUGAUGCCAAAAUACAUUACCGGCAGUGCCUCUGGGGCAAAUUCAUUGAUUGGUCUCAAGCGAGAAGUUUUGUACGGGUUGAGCAAAGUCCUCGACGACACGAAACGUGAUGUACGUAAAGAGGCGGUUGACGCCAGGGCUGCUUGGCUAAGAGGCGUAGAUGACAUUGAUGAGGAUGAGGAUUAGACAUCACAGAUGUCCGCCGUGAUAGUAUGACCAUGUAGUAGAGGUUUCGCUAUCUCGGACAGGCAAAUGGCAUGAAGCGUACGGAGUAUUACGUUGUGAUGACAAGCUGUUCCGGAGAAAUGCGGCGAAGAAGCGUCCAUUAGUUGGAGUGUAUAGAAGUAUAGACGCGG